ACUUUAUUCCUCGCCGCGCCUUCAAGCAUUCAGGACCCCCUUUCCCCAUACUACGCGCGCAUCUCCUCUAACACGACACCAGCUCCCAUAGUACUCAACUCGGGACUCAACGCGGUCACCAAUCAAUUAUGAGCGACGCAGUCGUUCAGGACAAGGCCACUGUUGCCUCUGUCGCUGUUGGCGAUGACGCCAAGCCUCCCCAAGAGAAUAUCCCUCCUGUUGUCGAAACCAAAGAGGACACUUCCAUGACCGAAAUCGUCGAGAUUAAAGCCGAGGACAAGGUCGAAGUGAAGACUGAAGAAGUUGAGGAAGAGAAGGCCAGUGUGGCCCCGAAAACCCAGAAUGGCGAGUCGACACAGCACAGGGCAAAUGUCCGCCCCGGUCGCGAGGACUACAAGAAGAAUAGAAAAUUCGACCCGUCGACUCAGCCAGUGACUGACGACCCGCACAAGAUUCGUGCCCAGGUUGAGUACUACUUCGGCGACAGCAACCUGCCUACCGAUAAAUUCAUGUGGGAGACUACCGGGGGCGAAGCCAACAAGCCUAUGAGCCUCAAGACCAUCUGCAGUUUCAAGCGCAUGGCCCGGUUCCAGCCUUACUCGGCUGUGGUAGCUGCCCUCAAGGAGAGCAAGUCGCUGGAGGUGUCAGGCGAGGAAGGUGAGGAGGUGGUCAAGCGAAAGAAGGCCUAUUCUUCGUCGACCGAAGCCCAAAAGGAGCGCUUGACGCGCACUGUCUACGCCAAGGGUUUUGGCGAGGAAACCAAGACGACCCAAUUCGACGUUGAAGCCUUUUUUGCCCAGUUCGGACCCAUUCGGCGCGUGGUUCUUCGCCGUGAUGACAAAGAUACGUUUAAAGAAUCAGUGUUUGUCGAGUUUGACACAGAGGAUCUUGCCAAGACCUUUAUCAGCACCAGCCCGGCCCCAAAAUUCAACGGCAAUGAGCUCGUGAUCAAGUCAAAGAGGGAUUACAUUGAUGAGAAGAACAGGCUCAUCAAAGAGGGUCUGAUGGAACCCAGCACUGCUCGGCUCAAGACUUUCUACGAGGGUAAGAUCAAGGGUUCCGAACGAGGACGUGGCCAUGGCAGGGGCAACGGUUGGGGUCGCGGCAGAGGUGACCAGAACCGUGAUCGCAAUCGUGGUGGUGAGGGGGGUGACUCUAGUGAUUGGAAGAAGCGCCGAGAGAACGACCAGAAGGACGGCUUUAAGAACUCUCGGGGCGGUCGUAGCCACUUAGGCAGAGGACGAGGCGGAGGUCGCGGACGCGGCGGCCGGGGUGGCGACAACAAUCGGGACCGCAAUGAGCGCGCCCAGGACGAGAAUCGAAGCACGAACAAUGUCACGGCUCCCACUAUCAAGUCGACCACCGACUCGGGAGCGGUAGUCAAGAAUGGAGAGACCAAUGGUAAGCGGGCGCGUGAGGGCGAUGGUGGCGGCUCGGCGCCGCCGGCCAAGAAAGUCGAUGUCAAGACCGAGCAAUAGGUUAGUUCAGAUUAUGAUUUGCUUUACUGGUGGUGGAUUGUGCUCAUUUUGCUUUGUUCUCGGGACAUGGUCAUGAGUACAGGGUUUGAGCUACAUGUAAAGUACCCCCAGGCCUGGU
Molecule: messenger RNA, 1596 nt
Organism: Lasiosphaeria miniovina
Lineage: Eukaryota; Fungi; Ascomycota; Sordariomycetes; Sordariales; Lasiosphaeriaceae
Exons: 3
Coding region: 129-1478 (449 amino acids)
Biological process (GO): RNA processing
Cellular component (GO): nucleus; ribonucleoprotein complex
Molecular function (GO): RNA binding
Source: RefSeq, a predicted model, not a curated record